This is a messenger RNA of Saccostrea echinata, 1022 nucleotides long. RefSeq lists its product as uncharacterized. Lineage: Eukaryota; Metazoa; Mollusca; Bivalvia; Ostreida; Ostreidae. The transcript has 4 exons. The coding region runs from base 108 to 1019 and encodes 303 amino acids. The record is from RefSeq and is a predicted model, not a curated record.
UAGACCGAAAUAGUUACCGAUAAUAAAACAAUAAAACUGAAUAGCCUGGGAAAUCGAAACUUUACAAAUAUACAUGAAGCCUGAUUUUUUCCAGCCCAAGGAACAAAAUGGAUUCACUAAGGGUAACUUUAUCAAUAAUUUUGAUAUCAGGUGUUAAAGGUGUACUUAUCCAAACAAAUGAUGUAACACUCGAUGUGAACUCCUUCGACAUUAGAUGCAGCCCUGCCAAUAGUGAGAUGUUAUUACACGUUAAUUCUUUCACCUUACACAGAAAUGGAACACCUGUCGCUCUGGUGACUUAUAACCGAACAUCUAAGAGUUCCAAUCUGAUCAUACCUGACGUCACUGACAACAGAUUCAGGUAUAAUUUGACUGGGAAUGUUCACGACGAAAACCCUGCCAAUAAGUUCCUGAGGGUAGUUGUCCCUGCUAACCUGACCAGAUGUAGAGACGCAGGUAAUUACACGUGUGUCCUGAAUGGGCGGACUUCUGACGAUAGCUCCAACUAUGUCGACCAGGCUUCCAGAUAUGUACGAGUGAAAACUACUGCGACAGCUAUGGAUGAAAUCUUUACACCACCAACAAACGACAACAUGUUAGAUCCCUCGGGAGGAGGAAGAUUCCUCAUUGGAACAACAUAUCGGUUCACAUGUACCGGAAUUGUUGGCAAUCCUCCGGUGAGCUUGCGCUGGUGUUACAAACAGAGCGGAGAGGGCGGGUUUGCUCCCUUACUAGCGUACACAGCUGAAAUAUCUGAAUCAGAACCAGAAGUCUAUCAGGAUUGUAACUACAAGAGACAGUCAUUCCUUAAUUACACCAUGACAACACAGGACGUGAACACUGUUCUCUUGUGUGAACCGGAGAGCAGCAUGUUCUUCUGUGGUAAUGGCGCCCUGAACAAAACAUUUGUGGUACGAGCCUUCCCACGAAACAGUGGGACGCUCAAUGAUGCUGUUCGCUGUCAAAUAUCAAGUAGUAUUUUUAUGAUGUUUAUUUUCAGUGUCGUAAAUAUUCUAUGAGUA